This is a messenger RNA of Pomacea canaliculata, 2735 nucleotides long. Its product is annotated as pre-mRNA-processing factor 19-like. Gene Ontology annotation, biological process: mRNA splicing, via spliceosome; DNA repair; protein ubiquitination. Gene Ontology annotation, molecular function: ubiquitin protein ligase activity; protein binding. Lineage: Eukaryota; Metazoa; Mollusca; Gastropoda; Architaenioglossa; Ampullariidae. Gene Ontology annotation, cellular component: cytoplasm; Prp19 complex; U2-type catalytic step 1 spliceosome. The record is from RefSeq and is a predicted model, not a curated record.
UUUGCUGCGCUAGUAGUGUCACGUGAUUACUUCAAGAUGGCGCUUUGCUGUGCGAUCAGUAACGAAGUUCCUGAGCAUCCUGUUGUAUCUCCAGUGUCUGGCCAUGUCUUUGAGAGGCGUCUUAUUGAAAAAUAUGUCAAUGAAAAUGGAACAGAUCCGCUCACAGGUGGCAAAUUACAAGUUGACAUGCUUAUUGACAUCAAAACUUCUCCCCUUGUAAAGCCACGACCACCCACAGCUACAAGCAUCCCAGCCAUCUUAAAAGCCUUGCAAGAUGAAUGGGAUGCCGUCAUGCUUCACAGCUUCACGCUUCGUCAGCAGCUACAGACAGCACGUCAAGAGUUGUCUCAUGCCCUCUACCAGCAUGAUGCUGCCUGUCGUGUAAUUUCUCGUCUCACCAAAGAAGUAACAGCUGCUCGUGAAGCUUUGGCAACACUCAAGCCUCAGGCGGGUAUCACAGCUGCUGUAGGCAGCUAUGCAGCUCCAGCGCCUCAGCCUGCUUAUGCUGCUGAAGCAGGCCCUGAGGCAGCACAACCUGUUGAGGAGACUGGCAUGAGUGAUGAAGUUAUACAGAAGCUGCAAGACAAGGCUACACUGCUGACUGCUGAACGCAAGAAGCGAGGCAAAACUGUGCCAGAAGGACUUGCCAACAGUGAUGACAUCCGAGCAUACCGCCAACUUGCAUUCUCACACGGUAAAGUAAUUCUCCCUGGAGUUCACAGUGCUAGCGUUCCUGGUAUUCUGGCUCUGGAUUUGUGUCUUCGAGACACCUCCCGCAUUGUCACUGGAGGCAAUGACAAGACUGCAGUAGUCUUUAACAAAGACACGGAACAGGUUAUGGCUAUCCUGAAAGGACACACCAAGAAAGUUACAAGUGUCAUCUAUCAUCCAGAAGAGGAAAUUGUCAUCACUGCCUCACCAGACACAUCAAUCCGCGUGUGGGGUGUUGCCAAUGCGCAGUGUGGACAGAUGAUUCGAGCUCAUGAUGCUCCAGUAACAGGCAUCAGCCUUCACGCCACUGGAGACUACUUAUUGAGCUGCUCUACUGACAUGUACUGGGCAUUUUCUGACAUCCGUACUGGCCGUGUGCUGACCAAGGUGCGAGACCAGAAGUGGAUUCCUGCCCUUACUUGUGCCCAAUUUCACCCUGACGGUCUCAUCUUUGGCACUGGCACUGAUGAUGCGGUCAUCAAGAUUUGGGACUUGAAGGAGCGUGCUAAUGUCGCCAACUUCCAGGGACACCAGGGAGCUGUAUCUUCUAUUUCUUUCUCUGAGAAUGGUUACUAUCUGGCCACAGCAGCAGAGGAUUCUGUUGUUAAGUUGUGGGAUCUUCGUAAAUUGAAGAACUUCAAAACUCUACAGCUGGGUGACAACUAUGAGGUAAAAGCAUUGUGUUUUGACCAGAGUGGAACCUACUUAGCUGUGGCUGGCACUGAUGUCAGGAUUUAUUUGUGCAAACAAUGGAAUGAGCUUGCUGUAUUCAAUGACCACACUGCCGCUGCUACUGGUGUACGAUUUGGCAACAAUGCCGGCUUUGUUGCAUCGGUUAGUAUGGAUCGAUCGCUCAAGUUUUUUGGCAUGUCGUAAAGGCUUUUGGUGGCAAGGAGACAGGGGAAUGCCUGGAAUAAUUUUACAUCAACUUUGUGGGACACAAGUGGCUCAUUCUGGACCUGAACAGUUCCCAUUGUUCUGUUUUUUCAUUAGUGUUCUGCCCAUCUCUAUAAACAGUAACAGCUGGUUUUUAUUUUUUUUUUAAACCAUUUUCACCCUCAUAUAUAUGCUGAAUUAUGAUGCUGGAGUCUUUUCAAAUCCCACUGCUAGACCAGAAUAUAAAAUGAUGACCUUAGAAAUCAAGUCGUGAGAAAGAAACGGGAAUCACCACUGUCAUUAAGGGUUGGGGGAAAAGCAGGAGACUCUUACAAUGUUAGAGGCUCUACUGUGGGGUAUGUAGUUUAGCAUGAGUUUUAACAUUUGUCUGUACCAUUAGACAUUGUUCUUUACAUAUCCUUGACAUUUUCUGCCAGUAUUGCUGCUGUCUGUAUUGUACUGCCAGUACACAUUUUCUGCUAAGAACUGUUGUAAUCUUGAAUUUUAACAAAAUAAUGAUGAAAGAGUUCCUGAUGGUUGUGCAUACUGUGAAACAUAUAAAACAGUUUCUGGUUGUUCAUUAUGGUCAUUCUUAUGACUGUAUUAAAAAAAAAGCUAACCAGACAGCUCCAGCAUCAAGAACCCUGUUUUGUACUUAUGAAAGAUACAUAUACUCUAGUACAGUGAAUUAACAGCAGCAGUAAAAACAAGACCCAACUCAUAGUUCUUAGCAAAUUAACAAUUUUUAAAUGGGAGCUAAAUGCCAGCAGUGCACCAGCCAUAAACAACUGAAGCACAGUAAUGGAAGGGACAGUUUUAAAAUGGACUUUCGGAAAGAAGCCCAGGUACAAGCAUUUAUUUAAAGGCUAGGUAAAAAAUACACAAGCCUUCUGAUGGCUCAGUCUUGCUGAAAAAUUAUCAAAAUGUGACUUGCACCUCAGAAAAUUUAUUAGAAUGAUACCAGGAAAUGUGAAUUCAUUGGAUAUUUUGCAAACCAUUUUUUUUUACCAUAUUCAUCUGUUGAAUAAGAAUGGUCUGGUUCUAAGAAAUGAAAGGAAAAUGUCUCUUGCAGCAAAAGUGAGGUUUUUUAUGUUAAAAAAUACAUGUUAAAACUUUGUGUCUAUGACAAAUAAACAUAAUAGAUUAUC